AUGGCGGCGACGACGGCGACGCGCGGGUUCGUCCCCGUCGCGGGCGACCGCAUGACGCGAGGGCGCGGCGGCGGGCGCGGCGGCGGCGGGCGCGGCGGGCGCGGCGGCGGCGGGCGCGGCGGGCGCGGCGGCGGACGCGGCGACAGAGCGCGCUUCGGAGGGAAGGGCGGGCACGUGCGCCGCCCGGGGAAGACGAAGCUCCCGCCGCACGUCCUCGCGGCUGUCGAGGAGAAGGCGCGGCUGAGGCGGAUCGACGAGCGCGCGCACUUCUGGGCGGAGGUCCAGGCCGCGAUCGACGGCGAGGGCGGCGCGCGGUCGCACGGGCGAUGCCUCCCGGACCGCGAGGAAGACCUCUUCCCUCGCCUCUUCGCGAAAUCGUCGUCGUCGUCGUCGUCGUCGUCGUCGAGAUCGGCGUCGGACGCCUUCGACGCGGCGCACGUCGCCGCCGCGGACGCGUACGACGACAUCCCGGUCACCGUGGACGACCCCGCGAGCGAAGACGGUAAGAGCGAAGACGUCGAGCCGCUGCCGACCGGCGCGGAGGGCGUGCGCGCGUUGGCGGACGCGCUGGAUCGAUUCUUCGACGGGUCCGACGGGUCCGACGGGUCCGACGCCGACGCCGCGCGGCGCGAGUUCGUGGACACCGCGACGCGAAGGCUCGGGUUCGAGACGCUGACCCCGGUGCAGCGGCACGCGAUACCGCUCGCGCUGAGCGGCAGAGAUUUGAUAUGCAGCGCCGCCACGGGGAGCGGGAAGACGGCGGCGUAUUUGAUCCCCGCCGUCGCGAAGACGCUAUUCGGGACGCGCGGGGACGGGGACGGGGACGGGGACGGAAACGGCGGGAAUCCAUCCCGGGAUCUCGGGGACGUCUCCUCCGGCAUCUCCGCGGACGUCGCGGACGAGCUGUACGACGACCUGUUCGGCGAAGGCGGCGACAACGACGACGCGUUCGACCUCUUCGACGACGACGACGCGGAAGUGGCGACGGCGACCGCGACCGAGAGGAGAAAGCGCGGUCCGGGCUACGGCAGCCGACGCGUCCGCGCCGCGCCCUCUGAGGGUGCCGAGGAGGGUGCCGACGCCGACGCUGACGUGGACGACGCCGACGCCGACGCCGACGCCGACGCUCGCCCCCCGCUCUCCGCGGAUGAGGUGCGUCCCACACACUGGUCCCCAUACGACCGCGUUGGUGUGGUGAACGCGGAUCCUUAA
Micromonas pusilla CCMP1545 is the source of this 1212-nucleotide messenger RNA. RefSeq lists its product as uncharacterized. Lineage: Eukaryota; Viridiplantae; Chlorophyta; Mamiellophyceae; Mamiellales; Mamiellaceae. The transcript has a single exon. The record is from RefSeq and is a predicted model, not a curated record. Gene Ontology annotation, molecular function: ATP binding; nucleic acid binding. The coding region runs from base 1 to 1212 and encodes 403 amino acids.